Mucor mucedo is the source of this 366-nucleotide messenger RNA. RefSeq lists its product as uncharacterized. The record is from RefSeq and is a predicted model, not a curated record. The transcript is spliced from 4 exons. NCBI's taxonomy places the organism in Eukaryota, Fungi, Mucoromycota, Mucoromycetes, Mucorales, Mucoraceae. Bases 1 to 366 code for a protein of 121 amino acids.
AUGAAUGUUGGAAGUAGAAAAACUGUAAACAUGUGCAGAAACUCUCAUCGUGAUGGUAGAGAUGAAAUUGGACAGCAUGCAAGAGUUAUAGCAGUUGAUUUUGCCUGUAAAACGUUACUAUCUAACGCUACAGUAAAACUAGCGUUUCUGAAGCGAAAAAUGGGGGACGUCUUUGAAUAUGUGAUUCGGUGGCGGAUAGGACAGCCGCCUGUUGCUGACUGGAGUAAUCACUGUAAUGGUCGUUUCUCUAUUUCGCUCAAGAAGAAAAAGAUCUUCCAUAUUUUAAAAUUCAAUUGGCUCUAUUAUGGCGACCUUCAGUCAAGAUUUGGCUUGACUCACUCUUCAUUCAUAACGACUUAUGUCUGA